AAAAUCCCCCUCCCUGUUUUCCCCCAAAAAAAAAUCAGUUUCACUUUGGAGUUUGGCCCUCCGACACUUCCUCUACUCUCACAGGGUUUGAAGAUAUUUGAAGGUAGUUGAAUCAGCAUAAAGAAGCAUUGUUGGAUCACAAGGUUUAUUAUGGUGGAUGGAGGCGCAGCGUUGGGUCCGCCUGCACUGAAGCAGGUGAAACUGGAGAAAGAGAGUGAGCUCAGGAUUGAAGUUAGUUUUAACACUUCUCUGCGCCUCAGGCUACUUAGCGGGAAUGCGGAGAUAUUUGGCACUGAGAUGCCUCCCAAAAAUUGGCUCGUCUUCCCUCCAAACAUGAAAUUUGCUAUAUUUACAUGGUAUGGAGCCACAAUUGAAAUGCAAGAUAACACUAAAACUGAUUACGUAGCAGAUGAGACGUCAAUGAUCAGUUAUGCAAAUGUGCAUGCUGUACUUGAAGAACGCAGAAAUCGUGCAAAAGCCUCUGCUAGUGAUUCUCAUGCUUCCCAGGGUCCCAGGGUGAUCGUAGUUGGGCCAACAGACUCUGGGAAAAGCACCUUGUCAAAAACGCUUCUUAGUUGGGCCGCCAAACAAGGAUGGAAACCUACGUUUGUGGAUUUGGACAUUGGCCAAGGAUCUAUAACCCUACCCGGGUGUAUUGCGGCUACCCCAAUCGAAAUGCCGAUCGAUCCAGUCGAAGGGAUCCACCCCGAUAUGCCUCUCGUUUACUUUUUUGGACAUAACACUCCCACUGUUAAUGCAGGUCUUUAUAGGGUACUUGUAAAGGAGCUUGCACAGAUCCUCAAAAGGCAGUUUGCUGGUAAUGCUGAAUAUAAGGCCGCAGGCAUGGUCAUCAACACCAUGGGAUUCAUCGACGGUCUUGGUUAUAAUCUUCUUUUGCAUGCAAUAGAUACGUUCCAAGCUAAUGUUGUUCUUGUUUUGGGUCAGGAGAAACUUUACAGCAUGUUAAAAGGUGUUCUAAAACGAAAGCCAUACGUGGAUGUGGUGAAACUUAAGAAAUCAGGUGGUGUUGUGUCGAGGAAUAAAAGGUUUCGAGCUAGCGCCAGGAGCCAAAGGAUAAGGGAAUAUUUUUAUGGUGUUUCAAAUGACCUUUCCCCUCGUUCAACUAUCGCAAAUUUCAGUGAUUUGGCUGUUUAUAAGAUUGGGGGUGGCCCACAGGCCUCGGCUUCAGCGCCGCCUAUUGGUGUGCGGCGUGUGGCUGACCCCAUGAGAUUGGUUCCGGUCAAGAUCAACAGGGAUUUGCUGAAUCUAGUUCUUGCUGUUUCAUUUGCCAAAGAACAAGAUCAGAUUCUUUCAAGUAACAUAGCUGGCUUUAUUUGGAUAAUGGAUAUCGACAUUCCAAGGAAGAAAAUCACAUAUCUUGCACCAUCAGGUGGGGAACUUCCUAGUAAAUUCUUAUUAAUGGGAAGCUUAACAUGGAUCGAAACCUAGAGUUCGUUGGAUUCAUAGGUAUUAGAAUUGGGUAAAAUCAUAUAAACUAUGAUGUGCUUAAUGCUUUUGGUCUUAAAUUAUGUAUUACUGUUGGUUGCAUCUUUUACUCUGUGUAUUUGAUGGUUUUAGGACCAUGAAUUGCUGUGUUUUCCGUGUUAUCUAUCCGGGAACACGGGCCUCUGGUCUAAUGGCUGGCUCUGGGUGCAACUUAGCACUUAUAAAUGUCACUAAUGACCAGGGACAGACCUGUAUACGUAA
Messenger RNA from Helianthus annuus (common sunflower), 1707 nucleotides. RefSeq names its product protein CLP1 homolog. Gene Ontology annotation, biological process: tRNA splicing, via endonucleolytic cleavage and ligation. Bases 151 to 1449 code for a protein of 432 amino acids. Gene Ontology annotation, cellular component: mRNA cleavage factor complex; nucleus. The transcript has 11 exons. The record is from RefSeq and is a predicted model, not a curated record. Gene Ontology annotation, molecular function: polynucleotide 5'-hydroxyl-kinase activity. NCBI's taxonomy places the organism in Eukaryota, Viridiplantae, Streptophyta, Magnoliopsida, Asterales, Asteraceae.